AUGGCCUCACUAUCCCAUACCUCCCGCACCCUAUUGCGCGCGCUUCCUCGUCGUGCCAAUCCAACGGCCCUUCCCAUCCGGGCCCUCUCCACCUCUUCCAAGAAAGCCGACACCACAAGCUCCUUCGACAGUCCCUUCCGUGGCAUGGGCAAUGACCAGGCUUCAAAGAUCCCAGAUUUUGGCAAAUACAGAAGCAAGAGUGGAACAAACAGCAAUCUAGUCUUUCAAUACUUCAUGGUCGGAACGAUGGGAGCGUUGACAGCGGCGGGGGCAAAAGCUACCGUACAAGAUUUCUUGGUUAACAUGUCUGCAUCCGCCGAUGUUUUGGCUAUGGCCAAGGUUGAAGUUGAUCUUUCAACCAUCGCGGAGGGCAAGAACGUCAUCAUCAAAUGGCGCGGAAAGCCAGUCUUCAUUCGCCACAGAACCGCCGACGAGAUCAAGCAGGCUGAGAACGUUAAGGUCGAGUCACUACGAGAUCCACAAUCGGACGCAGACCGUGUUCAAAAGCCAGAGUGGCUGGUUAUGGUUGGUGUCUGCACACACUUGGGUUGUGUACCAAUUGGCGAGGCUGGUGAUUACGGAGGAUGGUUCUGCCCAUGUCACGGAUCCCAUUACGAUAUCUCUGGCCGUAUAAGAAAGGGCCCAGCACCUCUCAAUCUUGAAAUUCCGGCAUAUGACUUCCCAGAGGAUAACUCGCUUGUAAUUGGUUAG
Molecule: messenger RNA, 711 nt
Organism: Glarea lozoyensis ATCC 20868
Lineage: Eukaryota; Fungi; Ascomycota; Leotiomycetes; Helotiales; Helotiaceae
Product: ISP
Exons: 4
Coding region: 1-711 (236 amino acids)
Biological process (GO): mitochondrial electron transport, ubiquinol to cytochrome c
Cellular component (GO): membrane
Molecular function (GO): quinol-cytochrome-c reductase activity; 2 iron, 2 sulfur cluster binding
Source: RefSeq, a predicted model, not a curated record